AAAGUUGAGCUUACAGACAAAUCUUGAGCCUUACCUUUUCUUUUCCUCUUCAAUGUGUUUAUCUCUCUCUGCCAGAGAGUCUCUGGUAAUUUUUUUAAUUGUUUACUUCACUCAUUAAUUGUCUACAAUCUAUUUUAAUUUGUUAAUUCUAUUCUUGGUAAUGUUUCAAAUGUAAAUCAUUAAAUUUGUGUUUUGCGUUUGUGUCGAAAAGCAAAAAACAUCCAAAGGAGAAUAGAAUUUUUUUUCUUUUAUUGGUUUGGUUAAGUGUAGCUUAUAAGGCGCCACAUACAAUUGAGACUACUAAAAGGGUAUCUCGGAUAACAUUUUUUUUCUUCUCUUUUUGGUUUCCAUGCGAAUAUUUGGCUUGUGAUUUUUUCUUCUCUCCUAUUUUUCUCUCUUUACAACAAUUGAACUUUAAUGUGAAUUUACAUUAUAUUAUCAUCUCUCAGUGAAUUUAUUAUAACAGCUCGAGGUUCACAUUAUCCUGUUAAUCCUGUUAAUUUAAUUUUCUACACUGGUAAUUGUAGAUAUUUUCCUUGGAUCAUUUCUCUCAAAUAAUUGAAUUCAUCCGAUUAAUGAUUUAAGCUGAGAAAAAAAUCAGCUGAAAAUUGAAAAUAUCGAGCUGACGGGCAUCUUGAGUCUUACCACCAAUACAAUAGUAUUGAAGAAACACUAGUUUACAUCUGUUGCUUUUCAGGGUUAGAAUUCAUCUUAUUUGUUAAAUUCUGUGAUGAUGUUUGAUUAGAAAGAGGAAAACAAUGAAGAAAAGAAAGACAAUUAAUCUAAUGGUGAACAUGAAGCUUAAUUGGCCUAACAACUUUAAUCUCUCUACCUAAGACUUGUGAUCAUUAUGUUGGCUUGAUCUUUGUGAACCAAAACUCAUCAUUCUUUGGGUGUGGGCUACUCACAAUCUUUAACCAUUUCCACUUACAAAAUCUCUUGUUCCCCGUUUCAAAUCAAAAAGGAUCUUCCAGUCAAUCAAAAUUUUAGAUUAAUUUAUCAUCAUCAUCACCACCGUAAUCAUCAUCAUUACCUUUAAUCACUUGACUGAAACAAUUUCCAGUUAUGAUUAGAGAAAGAUUCAAAUUCUCUGUCAACAAGAAGAUAAUUGCCAGAAAGAAAUUACAAUCGUUUAAUUUAGAUUGUUUUUUGCAAUAUUUUUUUAUAUUUAUGGUAUUCUAUUUAUCUAUCAGUCAGCUUAUUCUAGCCAAUCAAGAAAGUGAAACAAUUGAAGAUACAAAUUUUAAAUGUAAAUCAAAGGAAAGGAUUACUGUUGAUUAUAGUUCCCAUGCUGUUAAAAAUGAAUACAUUGUAACAUUUAAUCAUCUUUAUAAAUCAUCUGCUCGUAAGCGUUUCAUAUCAUCGGCUCUCUCAUCUUGUAUCGAUUUUCUUAACUCAUGGACCAUCAUUCCUCGAACCAAUCCUGCCAGUCUACAUCCCAGUGAUUUUGAUGUUGUUCAUCUUUCAUCUCAUAAUUUAUCCUCCAUCAUUACCGCCUUAAAAAGACAUCCCAACAUCAAGAAUGUUACCCCUCAGCGACUUAUUAUCCGUAGUCUUAAAGUGAUCAAUGAAUCAGCUGAGGAAGAAGAUGAUAGUGAUUUAAAGGAUCGUACCUCGUGGUUCUCAUCACGGACAUUUAAAUCAAGACAAUCAUUAUCUUGGCUUAAUGGUUGGAGUUUUGAUUAUAAUUCAGGUUCAACUAAUACUCGUCGGCAUCUACUUCGAGCUAUUCCUCGACAAAUAACCGCCACAUUAAGAGCUGAUCAACUUUGGGCCAUGGGAAUUACUGGUACCGGUGUAAAAGUGGCCGUUUUUGAUACGGGAUUACCAAAAAAUCAUCCACAUUUUAAGAAAGUUAAAGAGCGAACCAAUUGGACAAACGAGAAAACUUUCGACGAUGGUUUAGGCCAUGGGACCUUCGUCGCUGGUGUGAUAGCCAGUGGUAAAGAGUGUCUUGGAUUCGCACCCGAUGCCGAAUUACAUAUUUAUCGGGUUUUUACCAAUAACCAGGUUUCCUACACUUCUUGGUUUUUAGAUGCUUUUAAUUACGCCAUUUUGAAAAAGAUUAAUGUUCUCAAUCUUAGUAUUGGUGGACCCGAUUUUAUGGAUCAUCCUUUUGUUGAUAAAGUUUGGGAAUUAACUGCAAACAAUAUUAUCAUGAUUUCAGCAAUUGGUAAUGAUGGACCUCUUUAUGGUACACUUAAUAAUCCUGCAGAUCAAAUGGAUGUUAUCGGUGUUGGUGGGAUUAAUUUCGAUGAUCAAAUUGCUCGUUUCUCAUCUCGAGGUAUGACAACUUGGGAAUUACCUGCAGGCAAUGGUAGAGUUAAACCAGAUAUUGUCACCUAUGGAUCAGCUGUUCGAGGGUCAAGUAUAAAGGGAGGUUGUCGCACACUCUCUGGUACAUCAGUAGCAUCUCCGGUUGUCGCCGGUGCUGUAACCUUACUCAUGUCCGGUGUACUUCACAUGGGUAAUCUGAUUAAUCCAGCGAGCAUGAAACAAGCCUUAAUGGCCUCAGCUCGUCGUCUCAAUGGUAUUUCAAUACUUGAACAAGGAGCCGGUAAACUUGAUCUGAUUCGCGGCUUUGAAAUUUUACGCUCUUAUAAACCUCAGGCAACUUUAUCUCCAAGUUAUCUUGAUCUCACCGAAUGUCCAUACAUGUGGCCUUAUUGUACUCAGCCCAUUUAUUUCGGCGCAAUGCCAGUGGUCAUAAAUGUAACCGUUCUCAAUGGAAUGGGGGUGACAGGGACAUUCGCCGGUAAACCCCAAUGGCACUCAUAUACUCCUCAAAAUGGUCAAUACUUGGACAUUGCGAUAACUCACUCUGACAUUUUAUGGCCUUGGUCAGGUUGGAUGGCGGUUUACAUUUCAGUCACACCGGAAGCCGCUAAUUGGGAAGGGAUUGCUCAAGGUCAUAUAAGCAUCUCCAUUGAAUCACCAGCAUCGGGAGAAGAUCCCGAUUAUAAGACUCAAAGAUCUGAAAUUAAGCUUCCCUUGAAAGUGAAAAUUAUACCGACCCCUCCUCGAUCAAAGCGUAUCCUUUGGGAUCAAUAUCACAAUUUACGUUACCCGCCGGGAUAUUUUCCUCGUGAUAAUCUUCACAUGAAAAAAGAUCCAUUAGACUGGAAUGGUGAUCAUAUUCACACCAAUUUCAAAGAUAUGUAUGAACACAUGAGAAAUUCUGGUUAUUAUAUUGAAGUUCUUGGUUCUCCAUUCACUUGUUUCGAUGCACGGGAAUAUGGUACAUUAUUAAUUGUUGACCCUGAAGAAGAAUAUUUUCCAGAAGAAAUAACUAAAUUAAAAAACGAUUAUGAUACAAGUGGAUUAUCAAUAAUCGUAUUUGCCGAUUGGUAUAAUAUCUCUGUUAUGAAGAAGGUUAAAUUUUACGAUGAAAACACUCGCCAAUGGUGGAUACCCGAUACCGGGGGUGCCAAUAUCCCAGCUCUUAAUGAUUUACUUUCUCCAUGGGGAAUUGCAUUUGGUGAUCAAGUUUUCGAGGGUGAAUUUAAAUUGGGAAGUAAUCACGAUAUGUUUUAUGCAUCGGGCACAUCGAUUAUUAAAUUUCCCGAAGAAUCAGCUGGUUCAAGUGUUUUGGUUCGUCGUGACCUAAACGAUCAAGGUAAAGAGAUGCUCAAAAGUGUAACUAUUAAACAAAAAGAUAUCCCAAUUCUGGGUCUUUUCCAAGCCAAAGAAUCUAAUUUAGUUGAUAAUGAUCAAUAUACCAAGGGACGAAUCGCUGUUUAUGGUGAUUCCAAUUGUUUAGAUACAGCUCACCUUCAGAGAGACUGUUUUUGGAUGCUUGAAGCUCUCUUGCAAUUUACCACCACGGGUAACAUUCCAACUGUAUUUCUCUCAUCAUCCCCUACCUCCUCUGGUUCAUCCGCUGCUUCAUCUUCAUCAUCCUCAUCAUCCACCGGUCAACAAGGGAAAAAAUCAUCCGAAUCAUCAAAAACAAUAGAUCCUCCGAAACUCCCCUCAAGAAUGGAGGGCAGCCAUUUGUAUAGAUACUCUAAAGUCUUAGAACAUCAUCUAGGUAAUAUCCAAACGCGACCUUUACCUUCAUGUCCAAGUCAUAAAUGGGAAACACCGAUCCCUCUGAAUGAAUCUCUACCAACUAAUUUGUAUAAAGCACAGAAACUACUUUCUAUCAGCAAUAUUGACAUGGGAAUUCCCGCUUUACCUGCUCUUUCAUCUUAUCCCAAUGGAAGACUAGAUGAUGAUCAACAAGAUGUUAAUAAUCGUUGGGAUUCACUUAUAGCAUCAGAAUCUUCAGCUUCAAUGGCUCUUACUAUAAAUGAUUUACAAGCAAGAAGAAAAUUUUUCUCACUUGAUUGGACAACAUUUACUUUGGCAAUUGUAAUCUUACUUUGUUUAUACAUGAUUAACAAGAAAUUAAUCAAAUACCGAUGGAUAGGCUCCAGGGGAGUAAAUAAUAAAACUGGACAAUCAGUGAACAAGAGACGUCGCCGCAGUACCGCAGUUAAACGUUGGUUGUUACAAAAGUUACCAAGUAAACUUUCAAGUGUAUAAACAACAAGACUGAAAUCUAAUUUAAAAUAUUUAUUAUAUGCUGAUUAAGUAAACUCUCAAUUUGGCUUCCUAAUCAAAACGAUAAUUUAAGUUGAUUACUACAACAACAAGAUUGAAUCGACUAUUUAUAUACGACAAACUCAAUUUUCACGGCUGUAUAAAACUACAUUUGUACAAUUUAAUAUUUAUUUGGUCUUACAAUUAACAUAACAGCUAAAAGCUUACAUCAGUUUCGAUAGAAUCAUGAUAAACAAUUAGAGCCCCCGAACUUGAAUUGUCAAGUUUGAAAGUAAAUGAUUAAUUUAACUUCAUCGCAACUGAUUUGGAUUAUGAAUCUAACUUUACAAUAAUCAUCUUAAAUCACUCAACUCUCAACACUCUGACUCUUGCUCAAUUUAAGCUCGAGGAAUUAAUUGUUACAGACAUUGAUUGCCAAACUAUCUAAAUAUUGGAGAGCCGAUGAAAAGCAAUUAAACUUAUUUUUUGACUCAUCA
Messenger RNA from Panonychus citri (citrus red mite), 5021 nucleotides. It is a transcript of the gene S1P, whose product is annotated as membrane-bound transcription factor site-1 protease-like. The record is from RefSeq and is a predicted model, not a curated record. Lineage: Eukaryota; Metazoa; Arthropoda; Arachnida; Trombidiformes; Tetranychidae. Gene Ontology annotation, molecular function: serine-type endopeptidase activity. Gene Ontology annotation, biological process: proteolysis. The coding region runs from base 1066 to 4527 and encodes 1153 amino acids. Gene Ontology annotation, cellular component: Golgi apparatus. The transcript is spliced from 4 exons.